Molecule: messenger RNA, 1146 nt
Organism: Striga asiatica
Lineage: Eukaryota; Viridiplantae; Streptophyta; Magnoliopsida; Lamiales; Orobanchaceae
Source: the annotation of a GenBank genome assembly
AUGGAACCUUUCCUCAUAGUCUUCGAAAGCCUUGGAUUAACGGAUACUUUACAUGCACCGGAGCCGGCAACUUUCUCUUUACCUGGUGGUGCCAUCCUUUCCGGCAUUCCCUCUCAUGACUUCUUAGUCGAGCUUUUGUCUUUUGUCCGGUUAUAUGGUCUUCCAGACCAGUGCGUAAGGUGCCCAAAAGUCGAAUUUCUUGAUCUGAUCAUGGACCCCAAGUCCCCUAUUGCAGAGGAUCUUGGCGGGAGUACCCACGGAGCGGAGGACUAUAAUGAUACGGACGACAGACCCACUCACGAUCGACUAAAAGGAAAGUCGCCCGGAGAUAUUGGUUCAAAUCCAAUUCGUGAGAAAGCGAAAGCCGCAUUGAGGGAGUCAGCUUCAGUCUGGCCCACGGAUUGCGCCUAUAACAAGUUCUCCAAUGAGUUACGAGAAAUCCUUCUAUUCUGGGUGAAACCCUAUUACCAGACAGAAGAGGAGGAAGCUACUACUACCCCUUUUUUUUUAGUGCCCGUCUGCUUUCUGCCUGAAGCUUUCAAGCAGAGGAUGCCCACUAAACUGAAACUAAUCCCGUGCUCGCCUUUUGAAUCUUCAGUAGGGGAAGAGGACAACGUAGAACCCGAAAAAAAAGAGUUUUCAAUUUACAUCCGGGGAAGCAUAAAUGAUAGAUUCCCCAAGCCCAGUGAACCCGCACAAUCAUCUUUUCUGGAUGGAAAGAAGGGCUCAGACCCGGUUCAAUUCCUUUCCCUAUUGGGCGAGAAUCUUCAAACCUUUAUUGCGGGAAUACCCAUAGCAAAGGAAGAAGUUCUGAAAAGAGGAAAGGAACGUAGUUCUGCAACGAAGAACGGAGUGGAAUCCGUCCAGGAGUACGGCCAAACCCCCAAUGCGGAAGUAGGGAGGAAGUCCGAAGAGGAAUCAGAAUUGGCAUCUUGUUCAGAGAAACCAACAAAAGGGGAGAAGUUGGAUCAGAAACUAAAACCAUGCCAGCGCUACUGCUGUAGUGGGAGGCGAGGUCAACGGAAAAAGCUUCUCUUUGAUAGCGGUCAUAGGGGAGUUCAGAAAGAUCUGAUCGUAGAUAGAGACUUAAACGUGUGCGGGGGUAAGGGCGGAUGUAGCCAAGUGGAUCAAGGCAGUGGAUUGUGA